Molecule: messenger RNA, 983 nt
Organism: Diachasmimorpha longicaudata
Lineage: Eukaryota; Metazoa; Arthropoda; Insecta; Hymenoptera; Braconidae
Gene: bai
Product: baiser
Exons: 6
Coding region: 1-579 (192 amino acids)
Biological process (GO): Golgi organization; endoplasmic reticulum to Golgi vesicle-mediated transport; intracellular protein transport
Cellular component (GO): Golgi apparatus; endoplasmic reticulum-Golgi intermediate compartment; endoplasmic reticulum
Source: RefSeq, a predicted model, not a curated record
AUGAACUCGUUGACGUGCGGUAUAGUGACAUGCCUGGUGAUGAUGAUCGUCGAUGUCCAGGGUAUCAUGUUCCACUUGGAGCCAAAUGGACGUAAAUGCCUGAGUGAGCAGUUGCAGGCACAGACUCUUCUCACUGGAGAGUACCAGGUGUCCGAUGUACCUGGACAGAGGGUCGACUACGCGAUCAAAGAUUCCAAGGGGAGUAUUCUGUCCCAGAAGGAUGAAAUUCCCCAUGGAAGAACCUGGAAAUUCUCCUUCAUCACUGAUACUCCCGAUACCUUCGCAAUCUGCUUCAUCUCGCACGUCCCACAGCAACAACGAGGAAUGAAGCAGGAAAUUUCCCUGAAGUUGAAGCACGGAGUGGAAGCCAAGAGCUACGAGGCUAUUGGAGAGGCCGCAAAACUGAAGCCCAUCGAAGUUGAGUUGAAACGCUUGGAAGAUUUGUCCCAAGCAAUCGUCCAAGAUUUCGCAAGAAUGCGCCAGAAUGAGGAACAAAUGAGGGAUACGAACGACAGUAAAAAGAGUAACACGUUCAUUUCAAGGAAACCAAAGAUACCUCGGAAUCUAGAGAAGAUGUAAAUCUCUCUUAGAUUAGAAAUUAUUACUGAAAAAUUUAACCACGGAAAACCACAAAUGCGCGUGUCCUCUACUUCAGCAUAUUCUCAAUGUGUUGUUUGCUGGGUCUAGCCACAUGGCAAGUGUUCUACCUGAGACGUUUCUUCAGAGCUAAAAAACUGAUCGAGUGAACGAGAGUACAGCUCUUCCAAGUGUACAUGUGGGUUUGUGUGUGCCUGUGGUAAACAAAAGAACAUUGAUAACGAUCACAAAGUGUAUAAUAAUUCAAAAAAAUAUUUUUGCCAGAAUGGGAACCAUGAAGGUGUCGAGUUUGUUCGUACGAAGGUGUUAUUUUAAUUCCACUUGAAAUUUUUCAUGUCAUCUCUUUUUUUAAAUGUGAAAUAAAAAACAAUAUGUCAUACAAUGGA